Messenger RNA from Gadus macrocephalus (Pacific cod), 1760 nucleotides. RefSeq names its product coagulation factor II (thrombin) receptor-like 1, tandem duplicate 2 (gene f2rl1.2). Gene Ontology annotation, cellular component: membrane. The record is from RefSeq and is a predicted model, not a curated record. NCBI's taxonomy places the organism in Eukaryota, Metazoa, Chordata, Actinopteri, Gadiformes, Gadidae. Gene Ontology annotation, molecular function: thrombin-activated receptor activity. Gene Ontology annotation, biological process: thrombin-activated receptor signaling pathway; positive regulation of Rho protein signal transduction; blood coagulation. The coding region runs from base 146 to 1297 and encodes 383 amino acids. The transcript is spliced from 2 exons.
UGACGUGAUACAGGUAGGCGACCCUGAAGCCGUAUGCCUGAGGUUACGGUGGGGUGUUGGUGGGUUUAAGUAUCGAAGUUAAAAGACCGCCACUGUCUCGGAUUCUUCAGUGAGACUUAACACUCCUUGACUUUAUUUGAACAGCAUGGCCGUGAUAACAACAUUAGUGUUGUUGAGUUGGAUUACGAUAACAAACGCGAUUCCAGGAACUGGACGGGGCUUCCUUGGACGUGUGGAUCCUGAAGAUUCGGGAAUGAUCAAAGUGGACAAGGCGACUUCAGACGCCCUGCAGAGUGGUCUCACCACCGUCUUCCUCCCUAUCGUCUACAUCUUUGUAUUUGCCGUAGCGCUGCCCACCAACGCCAUGGCUAUCUGGGUUUUCGUAUUCAGGACUAAGAAGAAGCACCCCUCCUCUAUCUACAUGGCCAACUUGGCCUUGUCAGACCUGCUGUUUGUCAUUUGGAUCCCACUUAAAAUCUCCUACCAUCUGAACGGCAACGACUGGAUCUACGGAGAGGCCAUGUGUAAGCUGUACGUGAGCUUCUUCUACGGCAACAUGUACUGCUCCGUGCUGUUCAUCGCCUCCCUGAGCAUGCAGAGGUACUGGGUAGUGGCCCACCCUCUGUCCCAACAGCGCAAGAACAACAAGAUGGCAGUCAUUGUGUGUGCGUGCAUCUGGGCCUUCAUCUGGCUCAGCACCACGCCCCUGUAUCUGUACGAGCACACGGCGCAUCUUGCCGACCCCAACAUCACCACCUGCCAUGACGUCAGCGUGAUCCAUGACAGCAAGGACCCCUUCCCCUCGGUUCAGUACCCGUACUACUACUUCAUGUUCACGGCGCUGGUGGUGUUCCUGGUGCCCUGCGUGCUCAUCGUGGUGGCCUACGUCCUACUGCUGCGCUCGCUGGACAGCAGCAUGGGGGACGGCGCCGCCAGCAAGAAUCGGCAGCGGGCGGUGCAGCUGAUCGCCACUGUGCUGCUCACCUUCCUGCUGUGCUUCCUGCCCAGCAACAUCAUGCUGGUGGUGCACUACUCGCUACUGAAGGACGGCUCGGAAAACAACUUUUAUGCCUUCUACGUCACGGCGCUGUGCCUGAGCAGCCUCAACAGCUGCCUGGACCCCUUCAUCUACUACUUUGUGUCGGAGGACUUCCGCGACCACGUCAAGAACACCCUGCUGUGCCGCAGCAGCCGCACUGUGGAGCGGAUGCGCGUGUCGUUCAGCUCUCUGAAGUACUCCCGCAAGAGCCAGGCGUACACGUCGGACUCGGGGAACACUCAGAGCAGCAGCUGCUGAAGGAGGAACCAAGAGACUGACCCGGGUCAUUACCCUGACCUGGACCCUGGUCCUGACCCCGAUUAUGACCCUGACCCAGAUCCUAAUCAUCUAUUGACACGUUGUUGUUGUUAUUUAGGGGACUAGAGCUGUGAUGACCACGGCGACGUGUGGAUUCAGUGUUGUUUUAGCACGUCUAGGACUGAACUAUUAUGGUCAAUAGAAAGAGCCUGAAAUCCCUGCACACGCACACACAAAUGAGCCAUGAUUGUUACCAAUGUAGAUGGAAGAUAUGGGCUAUUUAUGUUUUAAUGAUUCCAGCACCGUAAACAGCAGGCCUGUAACAAGACUGUAAACAGCAGCCAGGACUCUUCAUCAUUUCACUUUGAAUGUAUAUUUAGGGGUACAAUGUGAGAUACCCUGAUUAUUUAUUUAUCUUUUUCGUUGUAAUUAAAUACUGGAAAACUUCAAAGGAUUAUAUUAA